Zingiber officinale is the source of this 1548-nucleotide messenger RNA. Its product is annotated as FHA domain-containing protein DDL-like. The coding region runs from base 132 to 1106 and encodes 324 amino acids. The record is from RefSeq and is a predicted model, not a curated record. Gene Ontology annotation, molecular function: mRNA binding; protein binding. Gene Ontology annotation, cellular component: nucleus. Lineage: Eukaryota; Viridiplantae; Streptophyta; Magnoliopsida; Zingiberales; Zingiberaceae. The transcript is spliced from 10 exons.
GAGUUAGGUUUUCUGUCGUCGCCUAAUUUUUGUUCGUCCGCUUCCUUUCCUUAUUCGAGAGCGCCGCGCACAGCUCGUCCCGCCUCCCUUCCGUCUCAGGCGAACCGAAGGAUCGGCUGCUCUUCCGCUGGAUGACGUCUGCCGUGGAACGGAGGGAGCGUAGGCGACUGGUCUCGUCUGACAGAUCUACUCCUCCUCCUGUUAGAGUUCGCCAUUCCCCUCAUCGGAAGGCCUCCUCUAGGAGAGAUGUUUCACCUGGUUACCCGAAGAGUUCCCGGAUGUCUAGGUCGCCGUCUCCGCGAACCAAACGCUUACGGAGAGCUCAAGCAGAGAGGGACACCACCCAUAGGGUACCAGAUAGAGAGCUUGAGAGAAGUUCUGGCCGGGAAGAUAUCGACAAGGGGAGGUACAAAGAAAGAAAAUUAUUGAAGGAGAAGAAUGACGGUUCACGGUCCCCCGAAGGACGAAGCUAUAGAGAAAGACACCGUUCACGUUCCCCUGCUAGGGUUUCCACAGCUGGAGUCAGUAAUGAGGUCGAGAGGAAGACUAGUCCGACUGAAUAUUCCAGGAACAAUGAAGAUGAUUCUCUUGCAAAGAUGAAGGAAGCUGAGAAGGCACUGGAAGCAAAAGAAAAGCAAAAACCAUCAUUUGAGCUGUCUGGGAAGCUUGCUGAGGAGACUAAUAAAGUUAGAGGUGUUACUUUAUUAUUUAAUGAACCUGCUGAUGCUCGCAAGCCUGAUAUCAGAUGGCGAUUAUAUGUUUUCAAGGCUGGAGAAAUGCUCAAUGAGCCUCUCUAUGUGCACCGGCAGACUUGCUACCUUUUCGGUAGAGAAAGGAGGGUAGCAGACAUUCCAACUGAUCAUCCAUCUUGUAGCAAGCAACACGCAGUUAUUCAGUAUAGGCUUGUGGAAAAGGAGCAACCAGACGGUCUGAUGUCAAAGCAAGUAAGACCUUAUUUGAUGGAUCUCGGGAGCACAAACGGAACUUUUGUCAAUGAUAACCGCAUUGAGCCACAGCGUUAUUAUGAACUUUUUGAGAAGGAUACAAUUAAGUUUGGCAAUAGCAGUCGGGAAUAUGUCUUGUUGCAUGAGAAUUCAACCACAUGAACACCCAUGCAUCGAGGUGCCAACACAGUAGAUGAUCAUGCUAAAACUGGCAAACACAUUUUCAAUCUCUGGAGUUUCAUAACAAAUCCAUGGAAGUUGUCUACAUAACAAAGCGUUGUACCCACUGCUGUUUUUGUUUCUUAGUGGCUCAACAAACUUUCAUUCGCAAAAUUUGCUAAUGAUCUGAUAUUUCCCCAGUUGAGCUGAAUGUGUCUGAUCUUGAUGACAGUGGAUGGGAAAUGGUACUCGUUGGUUUCUUAUGUAUCCUGUUUCUUGCUUCAAACUAUAUUUAAAGCAAGUCUGUAAAUUGUUAAGAGGGAUUGUUAAUUUCAUAUUUUUUGAGUUUGCAGAAAGGAAUUCAUCAAGUUCUAGUAUUGUAAAGUUGCUAAAAAGCUUUGGCAUGGAAGGAACUGAGUCAUGAAUACACUCAUUGAGCUGUUUA